Molecule: messenger RNA, 1033 nt
Organism: Planococcus citri (citrus mealybug)
Lineage: Eukaryota; Metazoa; Arthropoda; Insecta; Hemiptera; Pseudococcidae
Product: ADP-ribosylation factor-like protein 6-interacting protein 4
Exons: 2
Coding region: 396-878 (160 amino acids)
Source: RefSeq, a predicted model, not a curated record
AAAUUGUAAAUAAAAUAUUGAUUUUUUUUUCGUAAUUCCCAUCGAAUUAAGAUUCUUGUUCUUGUGAAGUUGCUGAAAUAAUUUUAAAUGGUGCAACGGUGGUGGAAAAUGGACUGUACUGUUGGCAUAGUUGAAGUCACACCACGGAUCUUUCAGCAAUGAGUUCAGAAAACGAAAUCCUGCGCUAGAAUGUUGCAUUGAAGUUUGCUGGAUACGAAAGGAGUUCGGUGUAGGUUUGUGAGGUGUUGAUUAUUUUAAACUCAUAAUUUAAACUCAAUAUAAUUCCUUCUCAGUAUUGUUAUGUCGAAUAAGCAACUAUCAAAGUGACUCAAUCGAAAGUAUUCUAGUCCUUUAACGCAUUUAUUGAACUAGUCUUUUGAGACAGCAUACUUAGAAUGACUUCUGACGAAUCAGAAACGAAUGAAAGAAGUAGUGAUUCCAGUCACGAGUUGAAAAAGAAAAAGAAACUUAAACAUAAAGAAAAGAAACACAAGAAGAAAAAAAACAAACAUUCUUCCGACUUGGAGCGUAAAAAAAGGAAAAAGAAGAAAAGGAAAAAUUCUAAAGAAAGAAAAGAAGGAAUUAAAAAAACAAAAUUGGACGAGAGCGUCAAAGAUGAAGAUAUUCCAGGACCAUCUGUACCCGAAGAUCUCCUUAUAGAAAGUUCUAAAGCGAAAGCCCCUAUGACCAAAGAAGAAUGGGAAAAAAGCCAAAGUGUCGUUCGAAGAGUAUAUGAUGAAACUGGUCGAAGCAGAUUAAUCAAAGGCGACGGCGAAAUUUUGGAGGAAAUAGUCAGUCGCGAAAGACAUCGUGAAAUAAAUCGGCAAGCUACCCUUGGAGAUGGUUUAUUCUUUCAGAACAAACUAAUGAAAAAAUAACGCAUUGAAAAAUUUUUUAUGAAACGAAAGAAGAAUAUGCUUUAAUUCCGUAUUUAAUAUUAUUUUAUUUUUUGAAUUUUAUCGCAACUCAAAGUACUUAGUAUUGUUUUUAAUUUCUCGCAAAGUGUUCACAUUAAAAUUGUUCUAUUUGCGUU